Molecule: messenger RNA, 978 nt
Organism: Elephantulus edwardii (Cape elephant shrew)
Lineage: Eukaryota; Metazoa; Chordata; Mammalia; Macroscelidea; Macroscelididae
Gene: CEP44
Product: centrosomal protein 44kDa
Exons: 8
Coding region: 1-978 (325 amino acids)
Cellular component (GO): spindle pole; centrosome
Source: RefSeq, a predicted model, not a curated record
AUGGCAACAGGUGACUUAAAAAGAAGCUUACGGAACCUGGAACAAGUACUUCGCUCACUGAAUUAUCCUAAGGAAGUGAAUUGUGUAGGUUUGAUAAAAGGAGACCCAGCAGCAUCUUUGCCAAUCAUCAGCUAUUCUCUUACUUCAUAUUCACCUUAUAUAGCAGAACUUCUGAUAGACUCCAAUGUAGAGCUUAUAGCAAAGAAUGACUUGCGCUUUAUAGAUGCUGUUUAUAAGCUUCUUCGUGAUCAAUUUAAUUAUAAGCCAAUUUUGACAAAAAAGCAGUUUCUCCAGUGUGGGUUUGCAGAAUGGAAAAUACAAAUUAUUUGUGAUAUUUUGAAUUGUGUAAUGAAAAAGCACAAGGAAUUGAGUAGCCUUGAAAAGACUCCCUUACAACAAAGAAAGAAAACUACUUGUAGUAAGUCAGAGCCUUUGGGAAAUGAGAAAACAUCUACAGAAUCUGUUGGCCUUGAUGUUUCUUCAAGGUUUGUGACUUCUGGAAAGAAAAAAGCUGUAGUGAUUCGUCACUUGUAUAAUGAAAAUAGUGCUGUCAUUCCUGAAGAUACAUUAAAUACAGUAACAGAUAUUAAUGAAGCAUUUGAUGUACCUCACAUCAACACUACUGAAAUAAAUGCCCCUGAAGUCAAGUCAGAGCAACAAGAUAUGAAAUGUAAUCCUGAAAUUAUUGCACUACAGACUAUGAUUGCUGAAUGUCAAGAAAAACUCGAGAAACUUAGUUGCUUAGAGAGUAGGAUAGAAUAUUUAGAAGAAAAAAUGAAAGGCAAAGUGAUGAUAAAUGAAAAGAUCUGGACUAAUCUUCUAAGUCGUAUUACUCUUCUUGAAACAGAAAUGCUUUUGUCGAAAAAGACUGAUGAAUAUGAACAGUUUAAUGAAAUGAAUGAAGACCCUAUUUCUGGUAGGCACGUGGAUCAUCUGAAUCCUGACUUAAGAGAAAACAAGUUUGUCAUCAACCUGUAA